This is a messenger RNA of Lolium rigidum, 1817 nucleotides long. RefSeq names its product probable protein phosphatase 2C 33. Lineage: Eukaryota; Viridiplantae; Streptophyta; Magnoliopsida; Poales; Poaceae. The transcript has 7 exons. Gene Ontology annotation, molecular function: protein serine/threonine phosphatase activity. The record is from RefSeq and is a predicted model, not a curated record. Bases 265 to 1569 code for a protein of 434 amino acids. Gene Ontology annotation, biological process: protein dephosphorylation.
ACUCAUCUUCCCAGUCGUCCCAUUUCAGCAACCAAUUAUAACUCUUGCUCCUCUCACUCCUGGCAGCAAGAGAGCAUCCAAAUCCCAAUUCGUGGCCUCCCCGUCGCUCCGAUUCUAGCUGGCCGUCCAGCCCCAGAUCCGAAUCCGCGCGCGCCUCGCCAUUGUCGCCGUACCGGAGCUUUUCCUGCAGGGAAUGGUGCAUUCUAGGCGGUGGUAGGUACGAGCGCGACUGUGGGGGAAGAGGCGGUGGCGGUAGCGGUAGCGAUGGCCGGCGCAGAGAGGGAGAGGAGCAGGUUGCCGCCGGCGCUGCCCCUGGCCACGCUGAUCGGGCGCGAGCUCCGCGCUGGAGGCUCCGAGCGCCCGGCCCUGCGCUACGGCCACGCCGGCUUCGCCAAGCGCGGGGAGGACUACUUUCUUGUCAAGCCCGACUGCCUCCGCGUCCCCGGCGACCCCUCCACGGCCUUCUCUGUCUUCGCUGUGUUCGACGGCCACAAUGGGGUGUCGGCGGCGGUGUUCAGCAAGGAGCAUCUGCUGGAGCACGUGAUGAGCGCGCUGCCGCCGGAGAUCGGCAGCCGCGACGACUGGCUGCAGGCGCUGCCCCGCGCGCUCGUCGCCGGCUUUGUCAAGGCGGACAUCGACUUCCAGCGAAAGGGGGAGGUGUCGGGGACGACAGCAACGCUGGUGGUCGUCGAUGGCUUCACGGUCACCGUGGCCUCGGUUGGGGAUUCCCGGUGCAUUCUUGACACACAGGGCGGCGAGCUGCAGCUGCUAACUGUGGACCACAGGCUGGAGGAGAAUGUCGAGGAGAGGGAGCGUGUCACGGCCAGUGGUGGGGAGGUCGGCCGUCUGAACCUCUUCGGCGGGCAGGAGGUCGGUCCUCUUCGUUGCUGGCCAGGUGGCUUGUGCCUCUCAAGAUCCAUUGGGGACAUGGAUGUUGGGGAGUACAUUGUGCCGAUUCCACAUGUCAAGCAAGUGAAGCUCUCAAAUGUCGGAGGAAGGCUGAUAAUGGCAUCAGAUGGCAUAUGGGAUGCACUAUCCAAUGAAGCAGCGGCAGAGUCAUGCCGAGGAUUGCCUGCAGAACUGGCUGCAAAGCUUGUAGUUAAGCAAGCUCUAAAGAAAAGUGGGCUGAAGGAUGACACCACUUGUGUGGUGGUUGACAUCAUCCCAUCCGAUCAUCGUUUGCCAUCGCCACAGUUAUCCCCAAAGAGAAACCAGAACAAGCUCAAGUCUCUUCUUUUUGGUAGAAGGUCACACAGUUCGAUCGGAAAGUUUGGAGGCAAAUCUGCCUCUAUUGGUUCUGUAGAGGAGUUAUUCGAAGAAGGCUCUGCAGUGUUGGAAGAAAGGUUGGGUAGGAAUUUGUCUUUGAAAGAAACAACUUUGCCACCGUCUCGCUGUGCAAUCUGCCAAGUGGACCAAGAACCAUUCGAAGGUUUGAUGGAGGAGAAUGGAGGUAGUCACUGCUCUUCUCCAUUUGCGCCUUGGGGAGGUCCUUAUCUGUGUCUGGACUGUCGAAAAAAGAAGGACGCGAUGGAGGGCAAAAGAGCUAGCUGCUCGACAGCCUGUAGGUGAAAAGAAGCAUGACUCGUGAAGCAUGCUUCUCAGUGUGAAAACUAAAGAGAUGAUAAGUUGUUGGUGAUUCAAUUAUUAUUGUUUGCUAAAACUAACUACAUUCCCAGCCCGGUAUAAAUUGUAUUUGGCUGCUAACCAGCUUGUUGCCUGCAGAAUCCUAAUAGUGCAAGUUAUUUAUAUUGUUGAGGAAACUUUGAUGUGGACUGUACCAUUCUGUAUGGAGAAAUGAUCUGCUAAUUUAUUGUGUA